AUGUGGUUAAGGAACGUACUCGUUCGGUUUCGCCGUGGAGCUCAAUCUAAAGACCUUCCAGGCAGUGGAACCGACAAAGACGAUGCAGACCUGGAUGACCAUUUCCGGCUCAUUAGCCCUGGCUUCUAUGACAUGCUCCAGAGCUUCGACUACACAUUUAUUCUGGCGGGCUGCAGUCUCAUAUUCUCCGCGGUCCUCUGCAUCCCUCUGCGGCCUAUACUGCGUUGGGAGAAACGCCGCCGGGGUGAACCCGUUCCUCCCACUAACGGAGGCGGCUGUUUCACUCGCCUUUUGCGUCGCAUUCGAGAUCACUUCCGG
This is a messenger RNA of Dibothriocephalus latus, 318 nucleotides long. The record is from the annotation of a GenBank genome assembly. NCBI's taxonomy places the organism in Eukaryota, Metazoa, Platyhelminthes, Cestoda, Diphyllobothriidea, Diphyllobothriidae.